Prunus avium (sweet cherry) is the source of this 1732-nucleotide messenger RNA. The record is from RefSeq and is a predicted model, not a curated record. NCBI's taxonomy places the organism in Eukaryota, Viridiplantae, Streptophyta, Magnoliopsida, Rosales, Rosaceae.
AGUGAAGCAGAUUUUGGGGGAAAAAAAGCAAUCCCAAAUACCUCAAUCUGCUGAACAAACGCUUUUUUCAACAGCGUUGCAUUGCGAUUUGAGUCUAGACAAAUGUGUUGUGUGGAUACUGGAAAGGAGAGCGUGAAAGAAAUGGCACCGUUGAAAGCUUUGGAGGCAGCGUACCCAAUACUCGACCCCAAUUUCCAGGCCUUUUGCGCCUCUCACGGUAUUUUCUCUGUGGAAGAUUUCCUCAUUCAUGACCUCUAUGAAUUAGCUGCAUUUGCAGAACAACAGCCUACAUCUGAGAAAUUAAAGCAGCCGGGCAUUACUCAGGUCCUCUCUAUUAUUGAUACUCAGCAUCAACCAUGGUUGAAUGGUAUGGAGCUUUUAGAUGAUGCUCUACUUAACAAGCAUGUACUGUCAACUGGGUGUGAAGGAAUUGAUUUGUUACUUGGAGGCGGAUUACGUGAGGGACAAUUAACUGAACUUGUUGGGCCAUCUUCUUGUGGUAAAACACAAGUUUGCCUACUUGCUGCCUCAAAUGUUGCAACAAAGCACAUGGGUAAUGUUGUAUACCUGGACACUGGUAACUCUUUCUCACCCCAACGAAUUGUGCAGUUUGUUGUUCAUAUCUCUGGCCGUGCCUUUGAUGAGAGAAUAAUGAAUGGCAUUGUAUGCCAUUCUGUGUUUGACAUCUUUACAAUGUUCAAUGUGUUUGACAAAACGAAUUUCCUUCCCAUUUCUGGAUAGAGUUUCAAUUUUCCUUUUAUUGAUCAUAUGAUCUGGUUCCAGCUGCAGAAACGAGGGCAGGUGCGGUUGCUUAAUGUUGAUUCGAUCUCUUCACUAAUUACCCCGAUUCUUGGGAACAGUGGUUCACAGGGACGCGCCUUGAUGAUAUCUGCUGGGUAUAUGUUAAAGAAAUUAGCACAUGAGCAUAAUGUUGCGGUACUGGUGACCAAUCACACAGUGGGUGGGGAAAGAGGUAUUCCAAAACCUGCUCUUGGACAGACCUGGAAGAGCAUCCCACAUGUGAGGCUUGUACUUUCUGGUGAUCAUGGAAACAAUGUCCGGAGUAUUUCAGUGCUAAGACACUCAUCCAUGGUAAACUUAUCCACAUUAAUCGUGAUUGUGGUGCAUAUACUGUUUAAACCGGAUUUGCGCACAGCUUUACUACUAUUACUUUUUUUCCUCCCUCGUUGCAAAUAAUUCGUUGUUUUUUGCUUACGGUAUAGAUUAGCUGAAGAAUGCUCCUGCAAAGUUUUCAAUUUAGGAGGAACAUCGUCGUUGCUUCCGUAAUGCAAUCGAAGAGUGAACGAUGUAGAAAAUUGAAACUAUUCCGUAAUGCAAUCAAAAAUAGAAACAGAGAAUUAUAGCAAUUAUGGUUGAUUCAAGUUGUACUUGUGUCCUACACGAAGGUUAGGAAGAGUAAGUCAUUUACAAAACUGAAGCUACUUUGUAACACAAUACUGUUAACACCUUUAUAGGAGUGCUCUCUUUUAUUUAUUAAUUUUCUUCGCCUGGGAUUCUCUUUUAUUGAUUUAUUUUUGCCUCGGAGUGCUCUCGUUUAGAGAUUCUGAGAAUUGGGGCUACAUGUCUAGAAUGCAUAGUUUUUUCACACUACUGACUACUUGGCUCUCACCACCGCGGCCUUCAUUGACAUUCUACUUCCCCACUGCCGCAACCGUAACUAUCAUGCAACCACCACUACUCAUACCACUGCUGCCACCAACCACGACCAACA